Messenger RNA from Priapulus caudatus, 3414 nucleotides. RefSeq names its product ATP-binding cassette sub-family A member 5-like. Gene Ontology annotation, cellular component: membrane; intracellular membrane-bounded organelle. Gene Ontology annotation, biological process: lipid transport; transmembrane transport. NCBI's taxonomy places the organism in Eukaryota, Metazoa, Priapulida, Priapulimorpha, Priapulimorphida, Priapulidae. The transcript has 19 exons. The record is from RefSeq and is a predicted model, not a curated record. Gene Ontology annotation, molecular function: ATP binding; lipid carrier activity; ABC-type transporter activity. The annotation marks the transcript as partial.
AUGGCGUUUCUCGUUCGUUCACAGGAGAUCAUAACGCCACUUUUCUUCAUCGCCAUCCUAGUGGCAGUGCGAUUGACACAAAAGGUCGAUGAGCUGCCCGUUAUUCCCAGCUACCCCUCUGCCAGCCUCUACAACACCACCGAUUUCUGGCCGCUGACGUCCAUCUAUGGAGCGACGCCGAAUACGACCGCCGUGAAUGCCUUCAUGGUGGCUGCUAUGGAUACACUCGCUAGAGUGCAGAACAGCAGCCCGCCGUACUUUGAACUCUUUGCUACCGAGGCGGAACUAGAAAACGCUUACAAGGCCAACCACAGUAUGAUGUCUGUGGGUAUAGUAUUCUCGAGCGAUGGACCCCUCCUUGAUACAACGUACACGAUCCGGGCCCCAGGACAAUAUAUUGAUCUCAACAAUGAUUUCACUAAUCCAGGUGUCUGUCGAAGUGACCAGUCAACUAAACCGAUCCCAGAAUGUCCUGCCAAUUGGUAUUUGUAUUCAGGGUUUAGUCUACUCCAGGGUGUCCUGGAUACCACACUGCUUCAGUUGAAGACGGGGCGCGCCGCGGCGACGAGCGACGUCGUCGUACUUAUGAUGCCGAAGCCGAGUCAUACGCCGGACGUGUCGUACAUGCAGUCGCUGUCGUCCAUCUACCUCGUCAUCGCCUUCGCUCCGUUUGUCAGCUUCCUGCUCGUCCUGCUCGUCACCGAGAAGGAGAUGAAGAUCAAGGAGACGAUGAAAAUGAUGGGCAUGAGGGACGCGGCGUUCUGGUUGUCGUGGACGAUUGUGUACAUGGUCAUCAUCACAGUCAUCUGUUUCAUCAUGGAACUGAUUGCCAAGUAUGCUCGUCUGUUCCCCGGCAGCUCGUUCAUUCUGAUGUUCAUCGCUCUGUUGCUCUACGGAAUGUCGAUCAUCACCUUCUCCUUUAUGCUGACUCCAUUCCUUCACAAAGGAAAGACGGCUGGAGCCUUCGGAAGCUUUGCGACAAUCAUCUUCUCGAUGCUCUACUUUGUUGUGAAGUUUGUUCCCGGCGUGUCAGUCACUGUGCGUUGGCUCCUCUGCCUCCUCUCUCCCGUCGCUCUCACGCUCGCCAUCGAUCAGGCUGUCCUCCUGGAGACGACAUCCGGAGGCGUGAAUCUGGACAAUGUGAAUGAGGGAAUAUUUCCGUUCUCCAACUGUCUCAUCAUGAUGGCUGUUGAUACGCUGAUUUACCUGCUGCUGGCUGCUUACUUUGAAAACAUCAUUCCAGGCGAGUAUGGACAGAGGCUGCAUCCAUUGUUCUGCCUGAAGCGAUCGUACUGGUUCCCAUCCGUGAGGCCAGGAGAGACUAGCAGCCUGCUGAGAGAUGUCCCCGCCGUGGACUACACCGACGCGGCCAACUUUGACAGAGACAUCGAGCCAAUCUCUGAUGAACUAAAAGAUAAGGCGGCAAUCCGGAUCGUGAAUGUCAGCAAGAGUUUCAAAGCUCAAAACAAGGAGGUGACGAGGGCAGUCGAUGGUCUCUCCCUCGACCUCUAUGAAGGUCAGAUCACAGCCCUACUUGGACACAAUGGAGCUGGCAAGACCACUCUCAUUAAUCUUCUGACAGGACAGAUGUGUCCCAGCACAGGUUGCGCCAGUAUCUAUGGGUUAAACAUCGCCAAGCCGUCAGACAUGGACGUUAUCCGGGGGAUGACGGGUGUGUGUCCACAGCAAGACAUUCUAUUUGACGUUCUCACCCCCCGUGAACACUUGGAGGUGUUUGCUAGUCUGAAGGGGGUAGUGCCUGCUCGACUCAAUGCCGAGGUCGUGUUUCUUGACGAGCCGACGGCGAGCAUGGACCCGUACUCGCGCCGGCAGGUGUGGAGUCUGCUGCGCAGGCUGCGGCCGGGCCGCAUCAUCCUGCUGACCACGCACAUGAUGGACGAGGCCGACAUCCUCGCUGACCGCAAGGCGAUCAUGUCCAGCGGCCGCCUGCGCUGUGUCGGCUCAUCCUUCUUCCUUAAGAGUCGGUUCGGCAUUGGCUACCACCUGACUAUCGUGACGUCGCAGCCAUCGUGUGAGCGUGACCGCAGCAGGAUCGUGGCCACGCUGAGGCAGCAUGUUCCGCUCGCGCAGCAGGCCCGCGCACAUGGCAUGGAGCUCUCCUACAUCCUACCACUCGACGACAUCAGCAGCUUUGCUGCACUGUUUGUGCAGCUGGAGACAGACAAGGAGGAGCUGGGUGUCGCAAGCUACGGAAUCGCCAUGACAACGCUCGAGGAGGUCUUCCUGAGGCUUGGAGAGGAGGGAGGCGAUGACAUCCUAGAGGAGAAUGUUAACCCAGCACAGUGCCUGAUCGAGAGGCAAGGGAGCGUGUUGAGUUCCAACACUAGGCUAGAGAGAUCGCUGUCCCGAGGUGGCCAUACCAACCCCACAGAGUUCAACAUCCAAGAGGAGGGAGCUGGGACCACUGCAGGUGGCGCUGUAAUCGAUGUUAGCAGAGAUGUUAUGAGCUGCAGCUACGUUCAGCGAGAGGGAACCGAACUUCACGCCACCUGGUGGCAACAGUUUAAGGUUUUACACAAGGUGCGCUGGAUGAACACACUUCGCAGUAUCAAGGCGGUGUUAUUACGCAUCUUCAUACCAGCUGUGCUCGUGGCCGUCAGCCUUGCCUUGGCUGCCUCCUCCACACUCUCCACACAGGAGCCAACGAAAUACACGUUCCGCAGCGCCACCUACAACGCCUGGGACGUGCUGUACACGAACUCGUCGCCGUCCAGCGUGGAUGCUCUCUUGUCGGGGCUGACCUCACAGGGUCUAGACGUGGCGCAGAUGGGCAACUAUGAUGACCUGCUGAACGUGGGAGUGCACUACCAGGCGAUGGACGUACACCAGUUUGACACGGGGGGAGAGAACAUGACCUGGACCGCCAUCUAUAAUGACAGCGGGCUGCACGCGCUGCCAACACUGAUGAACGCCGUGGCAACGGCACGCCUCCGCUCACUCGGCGCUGACGCGGCGGCGGCCAUCGCGGCGUCUGUGCAACCGUGGCGCUCCCUGACGGGAGAGACGUUCACUUUUGAUUAUAUGUCGUUCUUCUCUGUCAUGAUCCUCGGUGUCGUGCUGACGAUGGUUCCUGUAGGAUUCGUCAGCGAGGUAGUCCAGGACAGAGAGUUGCGAUGCUCCAGUCAGCUGCGUAUAUCCGGUACAAGCUUUGCCGUCUACUGGGCAAGCUUCUUUGCCAUGCAUGUGAUGCAGUGCUUAAUACCUGUCAUCCUCUGUAUCAUCGUGGUGCUGGCAUUCCAGGUGUCAGUGUUUAGCUCCGGUGGUGCCAUCAUGAGUCUGCUGCUGCUGUUCACCAUCUGCAUGCUGGCCUGCAUCCUGUUUGCCUACGUCAUAUCGUUCUUGUUUACCAAGUCGGAGACAGCAGAGAUCGUUGUCGUCUCUGCAGCCCCACUG